This is a messenger RNA of Rhopalosiphum maidis (corn leaf aphid), 649 nucleotides long. RefSeq lists its product as uncharacterized. The transcript has 2 exons. The record is from RefSeq and is a predicted model, not a curated record. Lineage: Eukaryota; Metazoa; Arthropoda; Insecta; Hemiptera; Aphididae. Bases 217 to 504 code for a protein of 95 amino acids.
UUUGUAUUUCGUGCAAUAACAUAUUAAUUUUAACAUCUUACCUAUUGAUAUAAUAAUAUAUUAUAUAUAUAUAUAUCAUACCACAGCGAGUAUAAUAACGAGAGUCGAGAAGUCAUAUCGUCUUCAGCGGAUUGUAAGUGACGAUUCCGUUAAAAUAUAUUAGUCGCAACUAUAUACCGACAGACUGUGCGUGUAUCUUCAGUAGAGUCAACCGUUAUGGAUAAACGCGAUAUGGACAAAGUGACGAGCGCAUCAAACCGCAAACAACCGCUGAAAACGACCGUUAGCAUGCCGAUACUCGGUCAGAGUAGUACACAUAACGAUGAAAUUUGUCGUGACAGACGUCAGCCAAUGAUCAAUACAGAUGAGAUGUCCGCACUUCCGGACAGCGGAGACGACGAUGAUCAACCGAGGACUCCUUUGACCAAGUCGACAAGCUGCUACGUGCAACAGACAGAUGGACAACUGAUGACCAACAGACUGUCCCGAGCCGAUGAUCAAUAAGACUUCGAAGGCGAUGCAUCGAUGAUAUCGAUAAUAAAAUACAUAUGGGUAUAUUGCAACAUUACAUAAACAACGAAAAAUUAAUAAUUAUAAUAUACCUGUAGUCUGUAAAUAAGGUUUAAUGAAUAUACUAUUGUUUUUAUUU